Eublepharis macularius is the source of this 1740-nucleotide messenger RNA. Its product is annotated as C-type lectin domain family 2 member D-like. Lineage: Eukaryota; Metazoa; Chordata; Lepidosauria; Squamata; Eublepharidae. The record is from RefSeq and is a predicted model, not a curated record. The coding region runs from base 288 to 905 and encodes 205 amino acids. The transcript has 6 exons.
GCUCAGCUGAGUUGAAAAGCGGCAGGGGACGCGGAGGGGGUUUUUCCAUUGGCUUUCUCUCACCGCCCCCGCCCGCUGUAUUCGAGCGCUCUAGAUAAGCUUCUCCAUGUACGAUCUUAUCCUGCUGCCUCUUGUAACGGGAUGAUGAGCCAAGGCCAGGAGCUGUUUAUGUGACCAGAACAAUUGGAAGAUUUUUGUCAUGGCCUAUAAGAGACAGGCUACCUAGAGCAUCACCCCUACUGAAUAGAGGAAAUAUAGAAGACAAAGAAACAGCUGGGAAAGAUUUGAUGGUCCAGACAGAUCCCUGUUCUGUCGGAAAUCCUGAACACAUGGCUCUGGUGAAGUGUGAGAUCUCUGAGAAAAACCCAUCUGCCCAUGUGGAAAUGCCUGGACAGCGAGAUUCUGCUCCUAUGGCACAGGAUAAAUCUUUAAAGACGAUCAUUGUGGUAGCUGUCGUAGUCUUUGCUGUAAUCGUCUUCUUGGUCAUAUAUGCAGAUGCAUUAGCAAACCAAAGAUCUGAGCCGCCACCAAUGGUCCCACCUUGCCCAUCUGGUUGGAUUGGAUUCCAAGGAAUGUGCUAUUACUUUUCAGAAGGAAAACGGAAUUGGACCUUCAGCCAGAGCUUCUGUUCAUCACAGAAUGGCUUGUUGCUCAUUUUCAAUUCCAGCCUGGAAACGGAAUUUGUGAUGCGCCAUAAAGGCAAAGCGCCGUUUUGGAUUGGUCUCAGAAGAGAACUAAAUCAGCCUUGGAAAUGGACAAAUGGAGAAAAUUCAACGCUGCAGGUAAUUGGUGAAGGAGACUGUGCUUAUCUAAGCACUGAAGCCACUCCCAGCACCUCAAGUUGCAGCACAAAACUAUUUUGGAUCUGCGGCAAAGUGGAAGAGAAAUGCUAUGUCAAGAUGUAACAUGGAUGUUAUGACAUAAUAUGUACCAGGACAGUCUGACCUCAAGGCAAUGAAGCCUCAGCCUUUUGGACUUGGAGAGCAGGAGAUGGGUGCUAACACAGAAAUGGAUGCCGGGGAAGGGGAGGUUCUGUUCCAGAAUUUUGGAAGCUUCCAAGCUAAUGUCUUCCUAUGAUGCAGGCAGCUGUCAAAAAGGUGCUCCCUGCAGACACAAGGUUGAUGCUUCCUGAACUCUGAUGAGGCCAGGAAAGUCCCCACUCUACUGGCUUCCUGCAAACUAGGCAAAACUAUAUUAUUCAAGAGGUGCUUUUUUACUCCAGUAGGAUGGCUGUAUUGGAAGAAAGUGGUCUCAAAGAGAUAAAUCAUUAAAGGAACAGGGACUAUAAACUUUACUACUAUGUAGUAACUGCUGCUGUAUGAUCCCACUAUGUAGUUCCUAGGGGUGUGCAAUGAAAAAAAAAUUCCAUUUCAGUUAAAAAUGAUGCAAGGUUGAAUUAUUCAAGAAGGCUUUCUACUCAGAUUAUAUCAUAAGAAAUGGUUCAAAGAGAUACCUUGCUAAGGGACAGGGACCGUAGACUAUGCUAUUGGGUACUGUCUGCUGAUGUAGAUACACUCCUACUAGGUAGUUUGACGUUGCUAAAGGUGUCAUGUUCAUUCUUUCAUGUUAAUUAUGUUUUAUUUCAGAAAGAUUUGGUCUGUGUGGAUUACCUUACUCUAUUGUAUCUCUUUCUCAUUGAAUUCCCUGUUGAUCAUAUUUGAUUUUUGCUGUGAAUGUCCUCGUUAUGGAUUAUACUGUAUUCACUUGCAGUAUGUAAUUGGCCUUGAAACUUGGUGAUAA